AUGAAAACAAACCGUGCCCAUGGUUACAGUUGGUGUAAACAAAACUGCUACAUAGUCCCAAAAGAAAAUUCUGUUAGGUUUUCAAGUCGUGGACUGUUUUAAGCUUUCAAAAGAAUGAGCGUACAGCCUACAGACUCCUCGGCGGUCCACGGUGGGCAGGGGCAGCCAGGACCAGUGACGACUGUAGUCAUCCAACAACCUCAAGUGGGUGGCGGCAAGCUUGUCUGUAAUAGAGAAGGACACAGAGACUGGAGCUCUGGCUUGUUCUCUUGCACAGAUGACGUGAAAAAAUGUAUGAUGGCCUGGAUGUGUACGGAGUGUGUUUUGGCGGACAUUUCGAAAAGAACUGGCGAAAAUGUGUGUGUGCCAUUCUGCAUCCCCGGUGGAUUAGUUGCCAUACGCGCCCGGUUAAGGACUCUUGGUGGAAUACAGGGAUCAAUAUGCCAGGAUUAUCUCUCCCUCUACUGCUGCUACUUCUGUGCCUUGUGUCAGAUGCACAGAGAACUGGAUCACAUGGGGCUGUGAAAGAAGUACUCUGUAUUCUCUGUUAUAAUUAGUUUGCUGUAACUUUCUGCAGACAAUAUGCUU
Molecule: messenger RNA, 588 nt
Organism: Mercenaria mercenaria
Lineage: Eukaryota; Metazoa; Mollusca; Bivalvia; Venerida; Veneridae
Product: cornifelin-like
Exons: 4
Coding region: 115-525 (136 amino acids)
Source: RefSeq, a predicted model, not a curated record